Molecule: messenger RNA, 1958 nt
Organism: Canariomyces notabilis
Lineage: Eukaryota; Fungi; Ascomycota; Sordariomycetes; Sordariales; Chaetomiaceae
Exons: 8
Coding region: 1-1833 (610 amino acids)
Biological process (GO): metal ion transport; transmembrane transport
Cellular component (GO): membrane
Molecular function (GO): protein binding; metal ion transmembrane transporter activity
Source: RefSeq, a predicted model, not a curated record
AUGCGACCAUUGCGCUGGUCAGACAUUGAGAAGGGCGUUUUCCACCCUGCCCGACUGGCAGACCCCCAGCCGGACGCAGAGGACUGGCAAGCAAGAUUGAUUGACGAGAUUAGGAAUGAAAAUCACAGGCGAGAAGAGCAGCUUAGCAUCCUCAGGAAGAUAUUGACGGAUGGCGGCGAGCGGGGGCAUAGAGCGCUCCAUUACGUGGCCGCGAAGAGCGAGGAGGAGGCAUUAGAGCUGCUGCUGCUGCUCCUUGAUCGUCCUGACAUCGACGUCGAUAUGCAGGAUAAUAUGGGCAUGACCGCACUCAACCAUGCAGCUCGGAAUCGGCAGACCUGGUGCAUCCGACAGCUGCUGUCCGCCGGGGCAGACUCAAAGGCCGCCGAUAUCUACGGGUACCUGCCUAGGCAUCACGCUGAGCAAUAUUUUGACAUGGAGAUAAUCAGUCUAUUCGAUAACCCAGAACAAAUCCCACAAGUUGGAGUUUUCCCCGACGACGGCCUUCAAGGGGGCUCUAAGGUGGCCAAGAUCCCUUUUCAUGAACCCCUGCCAGAAGACGAAAUGGAACGCGGCCUCUCGGAAUAUUUUCACGGAAGUUUCUGGGAACCGUCUGGUCCCCGAAAGCGGGAGAGACAGAGCGUGUGGAAUCUGGUCUACAGCCGAAAGCAAGUCGACACUGAAAGGCGUCAGAAAAACAAAAAGUGGUUCCAUCUUCCGGCAAGCACCACUAUUGCAGCGAAAAUGGGCUCAGACACCGUCUUGACGUUGUAUCCAGAACGGUGGAACAGGCAUAACGAAGCUAAGCUGCAUAUACAUCUCCUCGACCAGGUGUCCAAGAACGAUGACAUCCAAGACCGCGAUCUCAACAUGCGUCACGCGGCAGAAACUCUUAUUCGGUCCUGCAUGAGCUUUGUCACGGUGAUUCAGAUAUCGUAUACCACCGCCUUCGCAAACUCUAUCGGAGACCUGUAUCUGAAGGCUAUCCACUGGUAUGAACAGUUAACGAAAAGCCUGGGAUCCCUGAGCGUUAGCCCGACCAAGUUCUACCAAUCUGUGGAAGAGGGGACCCGCCUGCUAAUCAAGAUAGACGACAUUAUCGGCGAAAUCGGCAUGAUACGUAAGGUCCAGAUGAGCCAGGCCGCCGCCGCCAUGACGCUGUCAGACGCCUUAUGGGGUGAUUUGAGCGAGUUCCGAUAUUCAUUCCGUGAUCGAGUACCAGAGGAGGCGAGCGUACACGGUGCUAUUACUGAGGCCAGAGCGAACAGGGAACAGCAGUAUACGCGAUCGCUCAUAAACGCCGUGCUGGAGUCAUUCUCUCAGUUGGAGGCUGAUGCAAACAGGGUGCGAUCUAUGCUGAAAACCCUCCUUGACCUGCGAGACCGCGAAGCCGCCUUGGAGAAUGCCAUGUCGGGAAAGACGCAGAGCACCAUGCUUUUCAUUUUCACCAUUAUCACCGUUCUGUUUGCUCCUCUCUCCUUUGUCUCGAGCUUACUCGCCCUCAAGAUCGAGGAUCUGCCAGAAACCUGGACCAAGCCGCCCCUUGCCGGUGUUUUUGGCUACGCCACGCUUGCAACCAUGGGUCUCUCAUUCAUGAUUUGGAUCCUUCACAAGAUUCUCACAUUUGCGACAGCCAAGCAGCGCAACAGGCCUCCUCUCCGGCCGGACGAAGAGACCGUGAACGAGACCACCAUGGACACUGGCCGCAAGACACUGUCUCCAUGGCCGAGAACAAAGCUCGUAACCGGAUGGCUGAGAGUGCGGAAAACCUGGCCUCUGCGGCGGGACUUAGAGAAGGAAUUGGUUACGGAAGUGGUUUCUAUACAGCGAGCUUGAGCUCCUGAGGUUGCAGGUUGACGACAGGGACUUGUAUGAACUCUUACCAAUAAAGAGAGGGCGAAGUAAAGCAGAGAGCAAGCCUGCGCCUUUCAGUAAACAAAUGGAAUUGUUACAAACACCGC